This is a messenger RNA of Mycosarcoma maydis (corn smut), 426 nucleotides long. RefSeq lists its product as uncharacterized. The transcript has a single exon. The record is from RefSeq and is a predicted model, not a curated record. NCBI's taxonomy places the organism in Eukaryota, Fungi, Basidiomycota, Ustilaginomycetes, Ustilaginales. Bases 1 to 426 code for a protein of 141 amino acids.
AUGCACCGACUGUCAAGCAUGGCCGACUUGUUGUUAUUCCUGUCCUGUUUUAUUUUUCAAGCACCCUCGCUGUCUCUCGCCCGGCUCCUCCGCGUAAAGUGGGCGCAAGUCGAAAGUUCGUUGCCGAGCUCUGCACCUGUCGUGUUUCGCCAGUCACACUUACGACUCACGCUCACGACUAAUAGCCAACUCGUGUGUCGAAUAGGGAAUCAAACCAUCUUAUCGUUCCUGAGCCUGCGCCUUGCCAUGGCGCUUUCCUCCAUCACAUUCGGUGGGCCAUUGCCAGCGUCUGGCCGCUCGUAUGACAGCACCCUCUGUUCAAAAACAAGCAGAACAAGGGUUGCUCGCUAUCAAGCUGAUCGCGUGUCGUGUGCCUUCCUCUCCCUGUCCAAAUCAUCCUACAGCACACACCAGCACCGGUGGUAG